AUGUGCAGUGAAUGUGGGAAAGCCUAUGUCUACAAAGGAAGUCUUGUUGUGCAUAAGAGAAUUCACACCAGAGAAAAGGCUUAUGGGUGUAAAUGUGGGAAGUUCUUUACAAGCAGCUCUGCCCUCAGUAAACACCAGAAUGUUCACACUGCAGAAAGGUCUUAUGAGUGCAGUGAAUGUGGGAAAGCUUUCAAGGUCAAAAUUAAACUUGUUGAGCACCAGAGAAUCCACACUGGAGAAAGACCCUAUGAGUGUAAUCAAUGUGGGAAAGCCUUCAAGCUCAAGUAUACACUUGUUCGGCACCAAACUGUCCACACUGGAGAAAAGCCUUUUAAUUGCAAUGAAUGUGGCAAGCCUUUCAGUUACAAAACAAGUCUUCUUGAGCACCAGAGAAUCCACACUGGAGAAAGGCCUCAUACGUGCAGUAAAUGUGGGGAAGCCUUUGUCUACAGAGGAAGUCUUGUUGUCCACCAGAGAAUCCACACUGGAGAAAGGCCUUAUAUGUGCAGUGAAUGUGGAGAAGCCUUUGUCUACAGAAGAAGUCUUAUUGUCCACCAGGUAAUCCAUACUAGAGAAAAACCUUGA
This is a messenger RNA of Balaenoptera musculus (blue whale), 585 nucleotides long. Its product is annotated as zinc finger protein 3-like. The coding region runs from base 1 to 585 and encodes 194 amino acids. The record is from RefSeq and is a predicted model, not a curated record. Lineage: Eukaryota; Metazoa; Chordata; Mammalia; Artiodactyla; Balaenopteridae. The transcript has a single exon.